This is a messenger RNA of Rhizophagus irregularis DAOM 181602=DAOM 197198, 3837 nucleotides long. RefSeq lists its product as uncharacterized. Gene Ontology annotation, cellular component: plasma membrane. The record is from RefSeq and is a predicted model, not a curated record. NCBI's taxonomy places the organism in Eukaryota, Fungi, Glomeromycota, Glomeromycetes, Glomerales, Glomeraceae. Gene Ontology annotation, biological process: calcium ion import across plasma membrane. Gene Ontology annotation, molecular function: calcium channel activity.
AUGGAUAGCGAUUUAGAAAGUGGGAAUCGGGCAUAUGGAGAAAUAAUUACUUAUGUGGCCAUUAGUCCAGAUGGUUCAUUAGUAGCAACGUUUAAUCCAUAUGGCUCUUCUAUAUCAAUUACAAAAUUGAAAACUAAUGAAAAAUCAGAAAUACGCUUUGAUAGGAAAAAAUUCCUUAAAAAGAAACCACGUAAUAUUCUUGGAUGGUCUUUAGCAGUUUCGAAUAUUAUUGAAAAUGAUAUUGGCUUGAUUGCAAUUUCUUGUAUAACUGAAAAAGAUAUGAACACAAAAAAAAUUGAGAAAAUUAGUUAUUUUUCCCUUAUUAAACAAAUUUAUACAAUUUAUAGGAAAUCAUCAUCUUCUUCAACUUAUACUAUGCUCAAUUAUCUCAUAUAUAGUAAUAUCAUCAUCAUUUUGAUUAAGUCCCCCCUUUUAUCUCUUUUAUGGUUUAUUUUCGUCCCCUUUUACAUUUUUUAUUUGACUGAAUUAUUACACCCUUAUAAGAUUUCGAAAAGGGAUAAACAAUUUCAAUUAUCUUCUUCUCCUAGCGAAGGGAUGAUAAAGCUCUUUAAAUUUUCAUUUAAUAAUGAUAGUGAUGAUAAUUAUAAUAACGAUAUUUCUCUAUACAAGUGUCGUCUCGGUGGAAUUGUUAAAUUUUUAAACAAUUCUAAAAACUCAUUAGAUGAUAGUAUAAUAUUGGUUUGCAUGAAUUGCAUAAAAAUACAUAAGUUUAAUAUUAAAUUGAACAAAAAAGUUUCCAUAUUAAAAGAAUGUACUUAUUUAUUACCUGAAAAUUUAUUUAAAAAAUUAGAAAGUUUUGAUGAUUCAAGACGCAAUUGGGAAUAUCUUUUAAGAUCUGGAUAUCAAGAAUUUUUAAUGGUUGACACGAGCAAUAACCAACAAACACAAAGUAUUGAAAUGUACGAUAUUAAUACUUCACAAUUAGUGAAUGUUUUUUACAGAAGUCGAGGAGAAAAAGAUUAUAUAAUUUCAAGAAACAAUGAACCCGGAAUUUUUGCAAUAUCAACUGAUUCAAAAUUAUUUGCUUAUUCUUAUGGAGAUAAUAUCAUUACAAUUUAUUUAAUGGAAAGUGGACUUGAAAUUAUUUCGAAAAAAUUUGAUAAUAUUUAUAAAAUUAAAUUUUUAGAAUUUAUUGAAAAAGAUAAAAAAUUGCUCAUUAUUGAUGAAGAUGAAGAAUAUGAUAUGAAAUUUCAUCUUUGGAUUAUAUCAGGACGUUUAAAUAAUUAUUUUUCUAUUGCUAGAGAUGAUCUCCCUAUUUCUUCAAAAUAUGAUGAUUAUGAAUAUUAUAAUACUUUAACUAAAGUAAAUGGAAAAGUGGUUUUUUAUAAUAGAGAUUAUAAGGAUCAGUUUAGAGUUUUACAAGAAAUAACUAUAAAAAAGAUAAUCUUUGGAGAAAAUUAUGUCUUAAAAGAUGAAACAAACGAGCAUAAAUAUAAUUCAUAUGAUUUAGAACCAUGGAAUGAUAACGUAAAACCUAUUAGUGGUAAAUUUCUUAAUAAUGAUAAGAGCACUAUUCUUAUUAUUGGUCAAAAUAGUAUUCAAGUCUGGAAAUCUAAAUUCACAAAUUUUGAAGAUUUUGAAGAUUUUAAAAAUUUUAAAAAUUCGUAUCUUGUAUAUAUUUUAAUAUAUGAAGAUAUCGAACCUGUGACAACGUCUGAAUUUCAAAUUGAAGAUAACAUGAUUACUAUUAUAACUCACGCAUGUAAAUCACUUGCCUACCUAUAUAAACACACUGAUAGUAUUUAUUCUAAAGAAAAAAAUCAAAAGUUUGUUAGUGCAAUCACAAAUAUUAUUAAAGACUUUAUUAAAAAUUAUCCUGAUAAUUGGAAACUUAUGGAGAUUCAAUAUCCUUUAAUGGCAUAUCUAAUUUAUUCGCGUUCAUUUUCUUUAAUAAAAUACAUUUUGUUUGGAGACAAUAAUCGAGUUGAGUCUAAAAAUACUGGUUUGUUACACAGACCACAAAAGAAAUACGGUUCUUAUCCAUGUUAUGAUGAUUUGAAAUUAUAUGACGAUUUAGGAUUUGAAGACAAUGACUUAAGAUCAACUAAUGAUUUGGAAUUAGCUUUAAAAUUCUGUCAAAAUGAAGAUGCUGUUAUGUUGGCAUAUCUAUUAGAAUAUUAUUCUGAAAAUUCCAUGAAUCAUAUUGGUUGGAUGAUUAAUGUUACAAAAAUUCUUCCAGAAUUAUCUAAACAUAAUCAUGCUGCUAAUUAUGCGAAAUUAUUAUAUUAUAAACCUUGUUUUGGAGAAAUGAAAUAUAAUUUUCCAAAUAAAUGGUUUCAAGUAGCAUCAUAUAGUCAAGAUACAUUAAAAGUAUACGUGCCACUUACUAACCUUAUACCAACAAAUUCUUUUGACAUCUUUUUAUAUAAAAAAGUGAGAAAUGAUGAUAUUUGUAUGGUUCCACUUGCAAAUUUUACAACAUAUAAUUCAACAAUUAAAGAGAAGAUUGAAGGUGAAGCAGAUAAAGGAAGGAUUGAAAGAUUCAUACAUUUUUUGAGGGUUCUAAUAUUGCCACCCGGUUAUAAGAAUUUAGAUGAUAAAGAUUUUAGACCAUUUCUUCAGAUUAAAAAAAGUGAAAUUUCAUUUUAUGAAAUUCCGGCUAUGGAAGCAACUAUAAAUGCAAGAUGGUUACAAGCAAUGGUACAUCAGUUUACACCAUUUAUAAUUUAUUCUGUAUUUUUAAUUAUAUUCUCCUCAUGUUCUCAAUAUUAUUCAAGUUUUAAUCAUAUGAGCGAGAAUAUAAUUAGAAUUGCAGUAUUUUAUUACACUGGAAUAUAUUUAUUAAUGAUUGAAUUCUUACAAAUGAAGAAGUAUAAAUCCAGUUACUUUACGAUAUUUAAAAUAUUUGAUUUAUUAAGUAUCAUUUUAGGUAUAAUUGUUAUUACAAUAAUAUUUGAAAAGGAAUAUUUUGGUAUCAAUAGAGUCAGCAAUGAAGAUAUUAUUGUUUUUAUAUCAUCAGCUACUUUGGUACUUUGGAUCGAAAUGCUCUUACAGUUUCGAUUAUUUUCAGUAGUAGCAACAAAUAUAUUUAUUUUUGGAAACAUUUUAAGAAAGAUCAUACCAUUUUUUGCAUUUAUGUUCAUUUUAAUGGUCGGAUUUGGACAGGCAAUGUUUGUUCUUUUUAAUCAUCGAUCACUCUUUAAUUUAUAUCCGUCAGCCUCAAAUUUCAUGUUUACUAAUGGAACUGCAAAUAUAACUUUAGUAAUGACAAGUCAAGAUAAUCCUUUUAGCACAGUAUGGGAUUCUAUACUUUCCACAUAUUAUUGGAAUACAAUUGAUUUGAAUACUUAUGAUAGUUGGCCAUUAAAAUUAUUUGCUUUCAUUACAAAUAUUAUUUUGGUUCUUGUUUUAUUUAACAUGAUUAUUGCAUUAAUGAAUGAUACAUUUAAUAAAGCCAAAGAAGAUGCUAGAAUUGGACUGUUAAUGCAUAGAGUAAAACUUAUUAAUGAUUUUGAAAGGCUUGAUAUUUCCCCAUUAUAUAAAAAUGAUUUCCCAUAUAUUUGUUUUCAUAAAGAUACUAGCUUAAUGAAAAAUUGGUUAAAAAAAUCUCAAAAAUUUAGAGAAGAAAAAUUAUAUUCAUGGUUUAAUGAAAAUGUUGAUGAAGAAAAGAUAACUUUUGAUAAUGGAAUUGAUAUUAAAUCUUGGUAUGAAACGCUCAUAUCAGUGUAUGAAUCAGUGGGAUGUUACUUCCCAGGUGAUUCUCCAAAAUAUUAUUACAAUGAUGAAGAAUCACCAAGAUACUAUCCUGAUAAUGAAGAAUCACCAAGAUAUUAUCCCGAUAACAAAGAAUCUAUUCUUCUUAUGGAUGAAUCCUAA